Messenger RNA from Meloidogyne enterolobii, 459 nucleotides. NCBI's taxonomy places the organism in Eukaryota, Metazoa, Nematoda, Chromadorea, Rhabditida, Meloidogynidae. The record is from the annotation of a GenBank genome assembly.
UGUCAAGGGCUGAGGAAAAAGUCAAGUUGGGGUUUAAAGAUUUUCGUCUAUCGGGGGUCGUGUCGAGAAAGUCCGAGUUUUGGGUAUCGGGGACCAGCGGCUUCUAUGUUGGGUAGUUAUUCUAUUUUUGUCAAUCUCAACGUAUCUCCUUACCUUCUUUUUUUAACAAUUAAAUCUAUCCAAGGCUUAUUUUUUAAAUUUCAGAACCUCUUACAAAUCCAAAGAAAAUCAAAAAUAUUUAUAUUGAUCGAAAUAAACGUGAAUGGCAUUUUCUACAAUUUGUUGGUUUCAAAUCAAGUAUAUACAAGCCUUUAAUUAAAAGAAAAUAUGGAAUGGUACAGGAUGGUAAAAGUUUAGAAAAUAUUAAUUUUAGGUAAAAUUUUAUUUUUAAUUUAUUGGUAAAAAGAGGGGGGUUUGGUACAUCUAAGAAAGAACAAGUGAACUUUCGGUACUUUUGUG